GUCUAGCACGAUCACAAUUCUGGGUGAGGGGAGCCCUGGUUCUCAUAUGAGCAUGAGCUGUUGGCUCUUACUCUAUGAUAAUGCUUGCCACGAACCCCUCGGACCUCGCCAUGGAUGUUGAUCUGCACCUGCUGACUCCCCACAGACAAGCGAACCUCCACUACCGGUCUUGGCACUACGCAAGUCUAAUAAAUAUCAAUGCAAGGUUGCAGGCACCGUCCUCAGCGAACUCUUGCACCUUGCGCGCAUCAUGUCUGCUGCUGCCCGUCCGCAUCAUCCGUCAGGUCCAACGCCGCCCUUGAACCAGUCGUGCGAAAAUUGUCGAGCCCUCAAGGUCCGCUGUCUGCCGGAUCCGAAUAUUGCGCAUCAAUGCCAACGUUGCACACGCACCAGGCGAAUCUGUGUCUUUGCGCACACCCUUCGACGCCAGCCUCGAAAAAAGACUGGAUCACGGGUCGCUCAGCUUGAGAAAGAUGUCCGCGACCUACGCGCUUUACUCCACGAGCAGAAUGCUCCGAUUCAAAGAUCGGAUUCAGCCGGCGUUGACACCGUUACCGCUCCGGUCUCCCUUUCCCCCACCACCACCGCGGACACUGCUGCCGCCUCCGCCGCUACCGCCACUAUCGCAAGUCCCGUCUCAGAGACGGCUCCUACUCGCGCUGCGGCAACAACAACAGCAACACCCUUUGCAUCCUCCAUUUCCGACUCCGCCCGCUUACAGACUGCAUCGUCAUCUUGUCCUCCUCGCCCGAUCGUGACAAGCCCGGCUGCGAAUCCCCCUUCCCAUGUCAGCACCACUGGCUCGACAUUCAUGAGCUCUUCGCCUGGCUCUGCGGAUGUCGUCGACCGUGGUAUCCUCGCUCUGGAGACGGCACAGAUGUUGCUGUCCGUCUUCAUUUCUGAACUCACUCAAUUCUUUCCGGUGGUUGUCCUUCCAGGAGACACAAGUGCCGACUUCCUACGCAGGACGAAGCCAAUGCUGUUCCUGUCCAUCAUCGCAGCAGCGUCGCUAACGCUUGAAACACCGCACGCGACCGUCCUACAUGAAGAACUUCUCGCUGGCUUCGCGACACGAUUCUUUCUUAGGCAGGAAAAGUCACUGGAUCUGGUACAAGCCCUCCUCGUAAUGCUUAUCUACUACCUCCCUCCCAAAUCAGCCAUGCAUGGGCAGUAUUAUCAAUACACGCAUAUUGCAACCACUAUGGCACUAGAGCUUGGGAUUGCAGCCGGUGCCGUUGGUCGCAAAACCCAGCGCUGCCAUGCGGGUGAGGGGGAAUUGCCCCCAUCAGUACAUAGUGACCAGGCCCGGGCCGUCCUCGGCUGCUAUCAUUUCGCAUCAAAUGUUAGCAUGCAGACACGUCGACCGAACAUGCUCUGUCACAAUGCUGUUAUCGGCGGCUAUGUCAGGCAUCUUAGUGUCUCGACCAGUGCUUUGGACCAGCAACUGGCAGCAUGGUUCGGGCUGCAGCGGAUCAUGGAUGAGACACUGGCUGCUGCAGGUCAUGACAACACUCUGACCGACACUCCUAUUUUGGAAUCGCAGAUGUUGCCGAUCCUCAAGUGGUUCGACACUCGCAUGCUGCAGUGGAAGAUGUCGAUUCCGAAGGAGAUGUUCACGACUUGGAUGAAUCUUGAAUACCACUACCUUUACCUUGCGAUUCACGAACAAGCCGCGGGCGAGGGCUACCGCGACCCCGACGCAGCAACCCGCAGGUAUUACACACUCCCCCCUCUCGAGGGCGAUACGGAGCGACACAGGGCCAAUGUGCCGGUUAGCGCGGCGCGGGUACAAAUAAUCACAAAAUGGGUGCUCUCUGCCCAACAGCUCCUUGACGUCUUCCUGCAAUGCGACAUUCCGACCAUGCGCAAGCUACCAAACAUGACCUACACGCGGAUGAUCUUAGGGGUUUCCUCCCUUCUGCGUAUCUACUACAUGACCCAGCUCGGCCCUCUGAGUGAGGUCAUCACUCCGCAGAUGAUCAACGUCGACGAAUACCUGGAUCGCCUAACGCAGGCCCUAUCGGAAGCCUGUGAGAACCAGAAAUUCCGCGUCCCGAGCAAAUGGUACCACGUCAUAGCCGUCAAGAACCGCGAAUGGUACGAACAGUUACAACGACGGCUGGCGGGCUUUUCCUCCGAGAAUCCCUCGUAUCUGCGCGGGAUCUUCCCGCCCCCGACCUCCACGGCAGGUGUGCCCGGCGCACAGCCGCCUGGCAUGUUGCCCUCGCUGGUUCCCGGUGGAGCCCCGGCUUACAUGGAGUCAUGGUAUGCGGACGACCCAGCGGGGAGGGCGGAUGGUGUGAGGGAGAUACCGGCGGCGCCGAUGAUGUAUCUCUCCUCGAUGCAGCCGGUCCCGGGGACCGUUGAGGCAGGUGGGCACUUCGCACCUCCUGCGGGCCACGCCGGGUGGCGCUUAGAUGAGCCGCUGCCCGAUCUUACGCAGAAUCCGUCCGCUGUACCUCACCCCAGUUUAAUCAUUAAUUGAAUCGUAACCGUAUCCGCAUGGUGCUCGACUUUUAGUGGGACCAUUCUCCCUGGGAUUCUCCUGGCCACUCGUAGGCAGGCAUGCGACCGUCGGUCUUGAUCAACCUUCACGCUCACAACACCGUCGGCGCUGGUUCUGAUGUAUGUGAUCGAACAUAUCUCACCUGCACAAUCGCACCGAAUAAGGGUCCUCGGGCAUGACCCUGUUUUGACCCUCCGACCUCCGACGCGGAUGCACACGGUGGAGAGAGGGGGUGUGUGGACCCUCCGGUGCAAGGGAGGUUGCAUAGAUGCGAACUCCGUUGAUGCGAUCAGGAUAUCAGAUUAGAUUAGAUUCUUACGGCGAGUGGGCUCAACCUUUGCAGCCGGUAUGAAAUGCAGCCACCGUGUUGCCGCGCGGGGCCCAUGUGGAUUGUAGACUAUCCAGUCGACGGGGAGAAAACUGUAUCCCACCUUCCUUCGCCUCUGCCGUAUGAGAUUGCCGCUAUGGGAGAA
This is a messenger RNA of Aspergillus uvarum CBS 121591, 2979 nucleotides long. RefSeq names its product C6 zinc finger domain protein. The record is from RefSeq and is a predicted model, not a curated record. Gene Ontology annotation, cellular component: nucleus. The transcript is spliced from 4 exons. Gene Ontology annotation, biological process: regulation of DNA-templated transcription. Bases 251 to 2485 code for a protein of 744 amino acids. NCBI's taxonomy places the organism in Eukaryota, Fungi, Ascomycota, Eurotiomycetes, Eurotiales, Aspergillaceae. Gene Ontology annotation, molecular function: DNA-binding transcription factor activity, RNA polymerase II-specific; transcription cis-regulatory region binding; zinc ion binding.